Molecule: messenger RNA, 4093 nt
Organism: Antechinus flavipes (yellow-footed antechinus)
Lineage: Eukaryota; Metazoa; Chordata; Mammalia; Dasyuromorphia; Dasyuridae
Gene: LRRC3
Product: leucine rich repeat containing 3
Exons: 1
Coding region: 87-998 (303 amino acids)
Cellular component (GO): plasma membrane
Molecular function (GO): protein binding
Source: RefSeq, a predicted model, not a curated record
UCUCUCUGUCUGUUUGCCUUUCAGAUUGGCAUUUGGGGACACGAGAUGGUGAGCCUUCUGUUUCUAGAGAAUCCCUGGCGGCCAGAAUGAGACUGCUGGAAGCCAGGCUCACGAGAGGUUGGUCGACCCUGGGAGAACCCGGCUGCCAGCCUGAGUUUAAAGAGUCCCUCUGCACAGGGAUAAGAAUGCUUCAGAUGGGGGAAGACCUUUGGCCUUUGGUGCUGUUGCCCCCCAGGGGGACACUGUGCCUCUUCCUUUUGCUGCUCUACCUCCCCGUGGGCACCUCCUGCCCCCAAAACUGCCAGUGCUCAGAUGGCAGUGGCCUGAUGACUGUCCACUGCAGUUCAAAGAACCUCAAGGAAAUCCCCAGAGACAUACCCAAGGAUACCGUGUUCUUGAAGCUGGACGCCAACCUGCUCACCCAGAUCCCGAGCCACGCCUUCUCAGGCUUGACCCUCCUCCGGGAGCUAGACCUAUCCCAGAACACGAUCGAGAAGCUGGAUGCAGCCGCCUUCCAGGGCCUGUCUAGGGACCUCAGGCUGCUGGACCUCUCCCACAAUCGUCUCCAGAGCCUUCCCAAGGAGGCGCUGUUCAGGUUGAAGGCCAAGAUCCGCCUGUCACACAAUCCUUGGCACUGCGGGUGCGCUUUGCAGGAAGUGCUCUGGGAGCUCAAACUGGACCCAGUGUCGGCGAACGAGAUGGCCUGCCAGACGUCCGUGCGGGCCGAGGCUGUGGGGAAGCCGCUGGUGCAGGUCCUCGAUUCGGGCGCCAACUUCUGCAGCUCCCGCCACAAGACCACGGACAUCGCCAUGUUCGUCACGAUGUUCGGCUGGUUUGCCAUGGUGGUCACCUACAUCGUGCACUACGUGCGGCAGAACCAGGAAGAUGCCAGGAAGCAUCUGGAGUACCUGAAGAACAUGCUCCCUGGCAUCCCAGCCCCUGGCAGUGCUGCCAGUGCCGCCCUGGAGCUGGGGCGACCAGGGGCCCAUCCUUCCUAGGGCACAGAGCUUUCCCAGGGGAAACCGAGGGGACAACGGCCACAUCCCCAGCAGGCAGCGAUUCCUUUCGUUGGAUUCUCUUCUAAAGGGCCAUUUGUCAAAAACACGCAUUUUUUUGUACACAUCAGCGUAGGACAGGAGGAGGAAAAGCAGGAGGAAGAGGAGGAUGAGGAAGACGAGGAGGAGGAAGAGGAGGACGAGGAGGAGGAGGAGCCUGGUGAAGACCUCCCAGAAGUCCCAGGGAGGAGCUGCAGCUGCCUAGCGAGCUUGGGGAGGAAGCCGACUUGGAACUGACUUUCCCAGUGCUGGCUUCCAAAGCAGACUGUCAGAACUUGGCUUGUUCCUAGUCACCAGGCACUCAAGCUUGGAGCUCUUCUGGAGAUUCAGGAGAUGAGCCUCUCGAGGCUGCUUCUCAGAGCAGGAAAGGACCGAGGGACCGAGGGAGGUCACCGAGUCCAACCCUCCCAUUUUACCAACCAGGAAAAUUCUGCUUUUGUUCCCGCAGUCGUGCUGUCCUGUGCCUCAGGGGUCCAGCAAUGAACAUGCCUUGUUUUUAUUCACCAAAAGCCAAGAAGGAGAAGGCGUCAAGCUCUGGAUGCUGUUGGUCAGCCUGCUUGCCUGGGUGGCCGUGGCCCCGGGAGUCUGCUGUGACUGAGAAGUGGGGAGCCAGUGACAUUGGCCUGGGGCAUGUGAACUGUGCGAAAGCCCGGACACGGUGGAUGACCUCUGUCCUGAAGCAGUCCUGGACCCGUUGUGUUCUCCAGGGCAUCAUUGAAAGCCGUGUGAAUCUCUGGCCACUUUUGGCUGAUAGGAUGGGGGCGUGAUGCUUAUUGGGUAAGAGGGAGGGAGGAACCCCCCCAAGGGUCAGGUGUUUGCCACACUCAGACUGGCAAAUGGCCACACAGAGUGGCACAAAGAGAAUGCCCAUCGGCCACGUGCCAGACAGGUAGGAGGCUAAGUAAGCAGAUGGGAGGAUGGGCAGGCAGGUAGGAGUCUGGGUGGGCAGAUGGGAGGAUGGGCAGGCAGACAGAUAGGGGGCUAGGUGGGCUAAUGGGAGGGUGGGCAGGCAGGAGGGCAGUCCCAAGGUGAGAUUGGAGUAAUCAAAGCCAGUAAUACCAUCCUUGGAAGCAGGGAAGUAUGGAAGGACCAGGCUCCCACCCUGAAUCCCUCCCAAUCCUGGAUAGUGGGGACUCAGGUGGAGUCCUUACUGCCAUCCCAAACUGCUGGGUUCCUGAAGCAGCGCCAGGAGUCUGUGUGACUCUGGGGCAGAGGGAGGGCCCGGGAGACCCAGCCCAGUUCCAGAAACAAGGUGAAUUUGGGGCCAGACAGACCUAAGCCAAAGGUCUGGACAGAAGCAUGUGAAGCAGAGGAAAGCACAUCGUCCCCCCGCUGCUGUGUACUCGUCACUAACUUCCUUAGAACUUGGGAACCACAUUCGCACCUUCAGAGAAAGUCUGGCUUGGAGAGGAGAGCAGACAACAGGCUGGCUUUGCAGCAGGAAGAGCUGGACCUGACGUGUCAUUUACCCACUCAGGGGGUUGGAGCUCUGCGGCUCGUCCCUGGGAGUGCAUGUACACAGUCACGCGGACACGUUUGUGGACAUGCAUGUGUGAUGCAUGUCCUAGGGGUUCCCCAAGCAUAGAAACACAGGGACUGAGUGCUCCGUGUGGGAGAGCGCUUGCAAGCUCCCCGCGGAGACCUAUGGGGGCACUCUGGACAUUGGCCCUUGUAGUUACCAUCCAGUAGCGUCAGGGAAAUGAAGCUUGACUAAAAGUGAGCACAAGAAAGGAAGCAGCUACGUCUGCCCAAUGUGGACCCCUCCACCCCCACCCUGCUGGGAGCUGUGAGAGCUGGUGACCUUUUGCUGAGCAGGGUCUGAGGGAGCCAGUAGGGGCACCCGACCCACCUGAGCCUUGCUACGGGGUAUUGAAGGGCUAGAUUAACUUCACUCUGUGGAGUGGCUUCCUCCCUGCGUCAUCCCUGUCCAAACAAGUGUACACAGAAGGCCGAUGGCUUUCAGCUCCGGGAUAAGAAGCUGCAGUUCUCUGGGAGGGGUGGGGAGAAUCUAGGUGUGAACCACGCUGGCUCUUUGGCUGUCUCUCCAGUUCCCCUUUUUGUUACUGGGGGCUUCCCUUUUCCCCUCCCUCCUGCCUCCCUCUUCUCCCAAACCUUUCUCUGCCUAAAAAGUCAAACCUGUAGUUAAUGUAACUCGGAGGGAAUCUCUGGGCAGCACAAAAUGCAGAGGAAACUUGAGGAACAUGGGGGUGGAAAUGGAGAGUGAGGGGCUGGCCUUUUAUGAGGCUGCUCUGUUCUUCUGGGGGAAGUCCCAGCUCAGCCCCAUUUACAUAACUAUUGAUCUGCAUUAAUACUCCAUCAGUUCUUUCUCUGGAGAUGGAUUGCGAUUUUCUUCAUGAAUUUUUUGGAAUUGUUUUAAUCAUUGUAUUGCUGAGAAUAGCUAAGUUAUUAACAAUUAACAUUAUUUCUAACUUGUCCGGUCAUUCCCCAAUUGAUGGGUAUCACUUCAAUUUCUAGUUCUUUGCCACAAAAAACUGCUAUAAAUGGUUUUUGGAUAACUAGGUCCUUUUCCAAAUUUUAAAACUUUUCUUUGGAAUAUAGUCUCAUUUCUGGGUCAAAGGGUACUCAGUUUUAAAGCAAAAUUCCAAAUUGCUCUCCAGAGUGGUUGGAUCAAUUCACAAUCUUACAGAUAGUGAGUACAUCAGUGUCCCACUUUCCCCACAAACCCUCCCACAUUUAUUUUUUCCUUUUCUGUCAUAUUAGCCAAUCUAAUAGGUGUGAGAUGUUAUAAUUUGCAUUUUUCUGAUCAAUAGUGAUUUACGGGGUUUUUUAUAUGACUGUAGAUUUCAUCUGAAUACUGUUUCUAUCCACUGAUCAUUUAUCAAUUGGGGAAUGACUUAUUUCUUAUAUAUUUGGUUCAAUUCUUUAUAUAUUUGAGAAUGAGGUCUUUGUCAGAGACAGUUGCUGUAAAAAUUGUUCCCCAGUUUUUUUGUUUUCCUUCUAAUCUUGAUUGCAGUGGUUUUUGUUUGUGCAAAACCUUUUUUAAUUUAAUAUACUCAAAAUUGCUUAUUUUAUAUCUA